AAUAUGGGUUUGAGUGAUUCUACUGACUACAUUACUUAUAUGUUUAGAAACAUGUCAGUUGAAAACGAUUCUGCAGUCAAUAAGUUAAACCCACCUAGCUUUUAAAAAAUACGUAAAUGUUUAUAUCAUUUCUGUGAAUAUUCAUUUUUAUCUGUAUCCUCUGUAAAUAGUUUUGGUGACGUACUCAUUACUGACAUUUUUUAAAGUCUAUGAAAAAUGUUUUAAAAAUCAAAUAUUUAUGAGAAGUACAAGAAGACAAGUGUAGUUUCCUUGUCUUACUGUGUACUGUUUAUGUACUGUUACUUCACACACAGAAGUGCCAUUGUUAAAAUAAUCUUAUCUAUUUUUAAAAUAAACUUAUCUAUUUUAAUAACGUCUCAAACCUAUAUAUUUUAUUAAUAGUACUUUUCAUGUAAAUAAAGUUUGACUGUGAUAGACCUUUAACAAUUCUUUCUUUUAAGUAUCUUAUUUUCUUUCAAUACUAUUUGAACAAGCAAAGAAAU
Molecule: messenger RNA, 503 nt
Organism: Gryllus bimaculatus (two-spotted cricket)
Lineage: Eukaryota; Metazoa; Arthropoda; Insecta; Orthoptera; Gryllidae
Source: the annotation of a GenBank genome assembly